AUCGUGUCGCGGCGGUGCAAUUUGAUUCGCCUGGGAACGUGAAAUUCAUUCGCACACGAAACCCGGGAGUCAUUUUUCUUUUUUCGAAACGAGAACCCAACAAAUAAAUGCCAUUCAUUAAUCAUGCAGAGCAUGACACCUGGAUCAAACUUGGACAUUGACCUCGGAGUCAACAACUUAAGGUUGUUUCUUUGCAGGAUCAGAAGUUGUAUUUAUGUGGGAUCGUUCGAUGGAGACAUCAACUGAAUCUGGGGUAUCACUAUCACUUGAUCUCUGCUCAGGAGCUUCCUACAGAUGGCCGGAAUUGCUGUUGCUGGUUCUGUUCUGUUUCAGGCAAAUGCUGGCAGACAUCUUUCUGGCGCAUCUUUGCAGUAAAUAGAAGCUCAAGAGUUCGUCUGAUAUGGUGCGCUUUAGAAUGCUUGUAGGCCGUGCCCGGUGGAACCCGUGUCCCCGCCACACAUUUUUAGCAGAGAUGAAUCAAGGCCAUCAGUAUCGAUUCCUGUCCAAUUGCACAAAGAAUUCAUGCCAGCUCUCCCGGCAUUUAUUUCCUUGAAUCAGCGGCGACAUGAAGUACUUCCCUCCAAGUCUCUUCAAACUAGUUUGAUUAGAUGUUUUGAUACAAAUAAGGGAGCUUCUGCUAAAUCUGAAGCAAAUGCAAAACCAAAUAACAGAUAUUUUGACAGAGAUACAAUUGCCGAUGCUGCUGCCAGGAUUGCUCCGGCAGUUGCUAAUGUAUAUUCUCAACAAGGGCGAGUGCUAGCUGGGGAGAUAGGUUCUGGAACUGUUAUUCAUGAGGAUGGCUACAUCUUGACCUGUGCUCAUGUUGUCUUCAACACAAAAAACGCUAUAUAUUCGGCUGAUGGGGAGGUUUCUGUAUGCUUGCAAGACGUGGAGAAAAGUAUUGUAGGCCGAGUUGUUGAUAAAGACCUUGUAGGCCAAGUUGUUGAUGCUUAUGUGGAUCUUGACAUUGCCAUUAUAAAGAUUGAAAAACCACCUUCUCCCCUUUCGGCAGCAAAAGUUGGCUCAUCAAGUAAGCUUCGUCCUGGAGACUGGGCAAUAGCCAUGGGCUGUCCACUUUCCCUUCAACACACUGUUACGCUCGGGAUUAUCAGCGGUGUUCAUCGCACGAGCCAUGAUUUGAGCCGUGGAGGAAUGAUGGAGUAUCUACAAACUGAUUGUGCAAUCAAUCUUGGAAAUUCCGGGGGUCCUCUUUGCAAUGUUGAUGGAGAAGUAGUUGGAGUCAAUGUUGAGACUGUGAAGCCGGUCAAAGCAUCUGGAGUGAGCUUUGCUGUACCGGUUGAUUUCAUAUCAGCUAUUAUAAAGCCCUUCCAGAAUUUUCAGAGGGAUAUACAACCUGAUUUCGGAUGGAUUAUGUGGAACAUCUGUGAGAACAACUUCGAAGCACUUAAACAAAGUUACCACAAGUUUCCUAACGCUAUAGAUGUUGGUGUCUUUGUACUAAAGGUAAUAAAAGGAUCCCCUGCUGAUCGUGCCGGCAUUCAAACCGGCGAUGUCGUUGUGGAACUUAAUGGAAAACCAGUUCGAAACAUCAAAGAGAUGAUGGAUGCUAUGGGGGAGAGAUCCGGCGCACCUGUCCAGGUACUUGUGGAGAGAGCCAGGGAUGGCAUGGAUGCUUCGGUUCCUCUGACCAUAACUUUCCAGGAGAAAGGUGUCGCGAGAUCGUAGACCGAUCGGAAGCCCCCACUUUGAUCUCGACUUUGAUAAGUGCAUAGUUAUGUGCAGUACAGUAGAAGUCCAAGUGAUCUGUUCACCGUGGA
This is a messenger RNA of Rhodamnia argentea, 1778 nucleotides long. RefSeq names its product putative protease Do-like 14. Gene Ontology annotation, biological process: proteolysis. NCBI's taxonomy places the organism in Eukaryota, Viridiplantae, Streptophyta, Magnoliopsida, Myrtales, Myrtaceae. Gene Ontology annotation, molecular function: serine-type endopeptidase activity; protein binding. Bases 523 to 1686 code for a protein of 387 amino acids. The transcript is spliced from 13 exons. The record is from RefSeq and is a predicted model, not a curated record.